AUGCUCCCCGCUGAUGGCCCCGCGCCCGACACAACUGUCGCCGUUGUGCGCGACUACUCCGUGCGCACCUUCUCACGGGCGGAUGCGGCCGAGCCGCGUGAACCCGCACUUAUCCGGGCUACAUGCUGCAAUCGCCUCGCAGGGCCCGCGCUCGACUUCAUUGAAUUGCCCGACGCCCGCAUGCACUGGGCCCCGCUUCCUCGCAGAGGAACGCAUGGCAUUGAGGCCUGGCACCCGCAAUGGUUGUGCAUGCGGUGCCACAACGAGCUGCCGUUCGAGAGCGUUCGCAUCCCGAGUCCAACGGCCACGUGCCCUGUGUGUGUCACGCCCAUGCUUUGGGAGGUGGACGUCGCAAGGCAUCACGAACGGUGGGUCUGCAGCCGUUGCCCGUUUGCGCAUGCAGCAAGGCCGUUCGCCCCAGCAUGCCACGCACCCGACGUAGCCAACCAACAGCCCGCCAAUCCCCCUGCACAGGGAGAUGAGCACGGCGCUGCGCCAGCGCCAGCGCCUGCGCUGUUCCAGUACACAACUAGUGGUCCCCCGCCCCUACCCCUGCGCGAAGGCACCAACUCUGCAUUGUACGUGCCUUUGCUACUUGACGCGGCAGGCCUGCUCACGGCACAGGCUGGGCACAGGCGCAGCUCGCCUGGCGCUCACGCGCUCCCAUCAGCGAGUGGUGGCCUGCCGAUGCCUGCCGCGGUCGAGGCGCUGCGGGCUCGCCCCUUCAUCCCUGUCGACGAGCUCACACAAGCAUUUGAGCACGUUGCUCUCGCUUUCGCGCCCCCGGUCCUGCAAUCGCCCUCGGUUCAACGUUUCCGGGUCUGGGCCGGAGCACGAGCUGGUCAAGUCGCCUCCCUGUCCGAUGUGUUGCGCGCAAUAGCCGUUGCACCCGAGGGCCACUACACGCUUCGUGCCCGGCCUCCUGACGCACCUGACCCGCCCCCACAGAUCCAUCCCGGCGCUUCUGCCGACGCUGCUGCGCCUGCAGCCCUGCGCCAGCGGAGUGACGUGACGCCUCCCCCGCCCACAGCACCUACUUGGCGCGCAGACCCGCAAGUCGUGACAGAGCCUGCCGUCUGCCCUGCAGUGCCGAAUCCGCAGGGGGCGUUGCCGGACCCGCUAGCCGGCUCUGCGCCGCCCGGUGUCGUGCACCCCGCAGAGCCUGCCCACGAGCACGGCGACCCCGACGCGGCGCGGGCUGCUAACACCGACACCAGCUUAGCCAGGCUCGCCGCUCAAGCAGCAUCACGCUCCCGUGCUGGCGGCCGAGGCCGGCGUGGCGGACGCGGACGCGGGCGCGGACGCCGGCUGGUUGAAAACGAAGGUCCAGCUCCCGCGCCCGAAGCAGACGCUGCUGCGGACGGCCCUACCCUCAAUCGCGAAGGCACUGCCGCGCAACGCCGAGUCGCCGCGGCAGAAGAUGGCAUGCGCCUUGGCUUAGCGGCCUUGGAUGACGUUUGCCUCGAGGACAUUUUCCGCUGCCGCACUCUCACCCUUCAAGCCGUCCCCGCCCGCUUACGCGGGGCCCUCCGUACGGCCAUGCGGACAGGGCUCGAGCUAGUCUCUGAGCGAACAUCACCGCAGCAGGAGCUCCGAGGCUGGAAACUUUUCCUUCUGGCUCCGCGCAUGCUUCUCCACCGUGCCGCGGGCCAGACGCGCAUCCCCCCUGCGGAACUGGCACUGCGGUGCGAGGCGUUUGCGCGUGGAGAGUGGUUGACUCUCCUUCAUGCUGCUGCCCGCACUGCCGAAGCCCCACACCUCGCGGCAGCGCGCUCUGCCGCCCAGGACGUCGAAGCCAGAGCCCACCGCGCUGCAGCUUUGGUACACCUCGGGGAGUUGUCUGCUGCAGGGCGCGCCCUCACCGCAGAGCCCCUCGCCCCUGCCACCAACGCGACUCUCGCCGAGCUCCGGGAUCCUAUGCGGCGCCCGCCCGAACCGUACGGAGCCACCAACGAGCACCUUCGCAUCCUCUUAGACGACGAGGUCGAUAGCCAACUCCUGCACUGCGCCGCGCAGCGCCUUGCACAAGCCGAUGUGCCCGCUGCGGCCCUGGCUGCACUCCGCGUCGGAAGAAUCGUCGCUCUGCAGAAGCCGGAUGGACGCGGCAUCCGCGCCCUUGUGAUAGGCGACGUCCUGCGGCUCUCGGAAUGGUUGCCGCCCGCCCGAGAUGGCCGGCCAGUGUGGGUUGGGGACCCUGCACUCCCUCCGGACCAACGGGGCAUCCACGUGCUUGGCACCCUCAUUGGGCAUGACACCUUCCAAAAAGCGGCACUGCUGGCCAAACAGUGCCAGCAUGACUCGCUCCUGGACAAGCUGCCGGGCGAACUCCUUGGAAGCGACGGGCCAUUGCACUUCGACGAUCAGGCACUGCAACGCGCCAUGCUGCCGCUACGACUCGGCGGGCUGGGUCUCCGCUCGGCCGUGGCCGGCCGCUGCGCAGCUUAUUGGGCUUCGUUGGCAGACACAUUGCCCACGUUGCAAAACCGAGCUCCGGAGCUGGUGGCUGCUGCGUACCACCCCGCCGGGAGUGCCGGCGCGGUGCCUGCCACAAGCAGCGUUGCCGAGCUGCUGCAAGCAACCACACGCCUGAGCGAGGCGGGCUACGCAGCACCGGGAUGGGGCGUGCUCUCGGCCGGCGGGGAACCACCGUGGGAGCCUGCUGAGCGCGACCGAGGCUGGUAG
Symbiodinium sp. CCMP2592 is the source of this 2682-nucleotide messenger RNA. The record is from the annotation of a GenBank genome assembly. Lineage: Eukaryota; Dinophyceae; Suessiales; Symbiodiniaceae.